Messenger RNA from Pneumocystis murina B123, 429 nucleotides. RefSeq lists its product as hypothetical. NCBI's taxonomy places the organism in Eukaryota, Fungi, Ascomycota, Pneumocystomycetes, Pneumocystales, Pneumocystaceae. The record is from RefSeq and is a predicted model, not a curated record. Bases 1 to 429 code for a protein of 142 amino acids. The transcript has 3 exons.
AUGAAUAACAGAAAAAUUUUAUGUCAAAUUUGCAAUAACCAAUAUGGAAAAUAUAUAUGUCCUCGUUGCAAUCAGCGAUAUUGCUCUUUGAUAUGUUAUCGAAGUCAGAUACAUUUGAGAUGUUCUGAAUUUUUUUAUAAAGAUAAUGUAGAACAAGAAAUAAAAAACAGGAAAAUAACAAAAAAAGAAAAAACUGAAGUGUUGCAUUUUCUUUCUAAAUAUUCAUAUAACGAAGAUUUUAAAAAUUUUAAAUUUUUAGAUGAUAAUAAAAAAUUAUCUGAAAAAAUAGAAAAAAGUACUUUAAAAAACAGAAUGAAAGAUAUAGAUGUAGAAAAUGCAUCUUUUGAGGAAAUAUGGGAACGGCUUGAAUCAAAUGAAAGAGAAGAAUUUGUACAUUUAGCAAUGGCUUAUAACAAUGAUGUCAGAUAA